AUGCAUUUCCUAGUUGGAAACAUUUUCCAAAAUUCAGUGGCUUUCUUACUUAUAUCUUUGGGUGCAAAGCCAAGAAGUGAGAGAUCAUGCAUUUGUAGGUUUCUGCCUUCAGCUUUCUUGAUGGUUGUAGUCCUGCUGGGGAGUGCAUUCAUAGUAUUGAAAUUCAAUGAGAAAUCAUCAUUUUCAACAGUCAAAAACAGUUUGCGGAGAAUAAAUGUCAAUUGCAAGAAUCUCAGAAGGCCUUAUGGAAGUGAACCAUUGCCUAGAGGUAUCGUCUCUGCAACUUCUGAUCUGGAAAUGCUGCCACUAUGGAGAACGCCUAAACAGCCUAACAUGAAAAGUGCAAAUUCCACAAUCAGCUUACUAGCGAUGGCGGUUGGGAUCAAGCAGAAAGAUCUAGUUGGUAAAAUGAUCAAAAAGUUCCUAUCAAGUGGUUUUGUUGUUAUGCUUUUUCAUUAUGAUGGUAAUGUUGAUGAGUGGAAGCAAUUUCAGUGGAGUGAUCGUGUUAUUCAUGUUUCUGCAGUCAAUCAAACAAAAUGGUGGUUUGCAAAGCGUUUCUUGCAUCCUGAUAUAGUUGCUGAGUAUAGUUACAUAUUCAUAUGGGAUGAGGACCUUGGAGUUGACAAUUUUAAUCCUCAACGGUAUGUGUCCAUAAUUCAAAGGGAAGGGCUGGAAAUAUCACAACCGGCACUUGAUUUUUCCAAGUCCGAGGUGCAUCACCUAAUUACUGCGCGCAUGAAAAGACUAUUAGUCCACAGAAGGAUUUACAAGCAUAAUCCAAAUGGUACUGGUUGCGAUGAAAACAGUAGAGCUCCUCCUUGUACCGGGUGGAUAGAAUUGAUGGCUCCAGUUUUCUCUCGAGUUGCCUGGCGCUGCGUAUGGUAUAUGAUCCAGAAUAAGUUGAUCCAUGCUUGGGGACUAGAUUUGCAGCUUGGCUAUUGUGCACAGGGUGAUCGAAUGAAGAAGAUUGGUGUCGUAGAUGCCGAAUACCUAGUCCAUUACGGCCUCCCUACAUUGGGAGCCAUAGAGUUGAUGUCAGUCUCCAAACGUGCAUGAACUCUUGAUGUCUUAACAUAAUGUAAUAUGAUCUCAUUGGACUUGCAAUCUAAUUUCAUGCAGGUGAGGAUGGAAUCCUUUAGAGAAAUGAAGAUGUUCCGACGAAAAUGGGAAAAAGCUGCAAAGAACGAUCAUUGUUGGAUUGAUCCCUACGCUGCUAACACUUAA
Molecule: messenger RNA, 1224 nt
Organism: Argentina anserina (silverweed cinquefoil)
Lineage: Eukaryota; Viridiplantae; Streptophyta; Magnoliopsida; Rosales; Rosaceae
Exons: 13
Source: RefSeq, a predicted model, not a curated record